Messenger RNA from Cryptotermes secundus, 4059 nucleotides. RefSeq names its product leucine-rich repeat-containing protein 45. The record is from RefSeq and is a predicted model, not a curated record. Lineage: Eukaryota; Metazoa; Arthropoda; Insecta; Blattodea; Kalotermitidae. The coding region runs from base 336 to 1508 and encodes 390 amino acids. The transcript has 9 exons.
UGCUCUGUGAAACUGCUAGGAUACAGUAUCUUUUAAAACUUAUUCAGACAAAUUUUUAAACUUCAUCAAGUUAACAGAGGAAGAAUAUUGUGACAGUUGAAUUUGGAAGUAAAUAUGAUUAAAGGUGUCUGACUCAUUUAGAUUCUAACAGUGUCCAGAGUGUGAUGAGAGUUCCUUAUGAUGACACCUCAUCCUGCAAGUUAGCUGCACGACUUAUGUAAGAAUACACUUUUUCUGAAAAGUUAUGGUGUGUAGAUGCAGGAUAAAUUUCCACAAAGAAGCCUGAGUUUAUUCUGCCAUUUGCUGCUUAAAAACCUUGAAGAUCAGUCUGAAUAAUGGAACAAGUUCAGAAUGACUUUCUCUCUCAGCCUGAGUUUCUCUCAUUUGAGAGAAGAUUAAUGGAAGUGGUGCACGAACUCAACAUGAAGAGGAGAUUGCUGGACGAGGGCCGUGCGAAUCUAGAAGGAGCACUACGGAGGCAACAUGAGCUUGAAUGCAUGCUGGAUGUGGAGCGCCGCGAUUCUCAAGCAAUGCGCAUGCAACUGAAGGUAGCUGUGGAGGCAGUGCAGAAAUACGGAGAGGAGCGAGCUGCAACUUCUCCUGAGUUCUCCCGCUUACGAAUUGAAUUGGAGGCGGCCGUCCGUGAACGAGACUACCUCAAGGACCAGAUACAUACUAGUCAGUUGGAGAAUCUGACAUUGAAUCGACAAGUUGAAGAACUGCAGGGGCAGCUGCGAUGUCAGCAAAUGUUCCAGGAGAACACUAUCAGCCUGGAGGCUAAGAUAAGGACAGCUGUGGAGGAGGUGAAGAGUGAAAUGCAGAAACUGGAUCAGGACCACAAACGGCUCGAGAGAACAUGUGAAGUGGCCGAGAAGAUGGGCGUCAGUUUGCAGGAGGCUCAUGAUCACUUCCUCAGUAAGCUGAAAAGGACUGCAGAACAAGAGAAGAAACACGAAUCUGAGGCUGUUACACUCAGAGCUGAAGUAGAGAGACUGAAAAUGGAAAAGAGCGCUGCACCAGUGAACGUCUGCAAGGACAGGGAUAAUUAUUCAGAGACCUCCCGUUACCUUCAGGAGAUCAAAGAAUUUGUUGUUGCUGAAUCCAAGGGCAGCAGCCAACUUCAUGAAGCUUUGCAGAAAGGUAUUCAAGCACAAGCUGCCUUCCAUAAACUGGAGCAGAACCUAAGAGAGAAGCUGCAAAAGGAAAUGGAACAGGUUUCUGAGCUUCAGUCAUCAAACAGCGCUCUAAAUAACAGCCUUUCUGAAGCUUGUGCAACUGUCAGAUCACUGGAGCAACAAGUUCAAGAACUGCUUGCCAAGCAUGCAUCUGAAGAUCAAAGUGUACAGACAGACACACUGAAGUUUGUCUUUGAGGAGCAAGGUACACAAACAGAUGCAGAUAUGAUCUCUGCAGAUGAGCAUGGGAGUAUUAUAAUGAAGAAAGAGUCUCUUCUGCCAGAAAGCGAUGCUCAGAAAUGCAGAAAUAAUGAACAAGCACGUGAAAUUUAACUAUGGGUGACAAAUAAUUAAAUGUUUAUUCCUCUCGUUUAGUGACUCAGCAGAGCAAGCAGUGUAUGAAUCAGAUUUUGAUGGCAGGUUCUUCUUAGCUUUUGUAAAUAUAGGUAGUGCUGAGACCGUACUUUGGACCACUAACAACUUGCUCUUCCCAACAGAUUCAUACACCUUUUAAUGCUCUAUUUGUCUUCAUACUCCUCAGAAUUUUGAAAUAAUUUAACUAACAUUCUGGUUACAGAACCUGUAUUAUAGUUAUAUGUGUCGCUUGUUGUAACUUCCUUGUUUUUGUUAUUAUAACAGUACUGGAUGACAACAAAGUUCCUGGUUUUGUAGUGUCUUUCCACUUCAUCCUUGUUGAAUCCAAAUGUUGUCCCAAGCACUUUGUUUUUGAACACUAAUAAUUAAGUGUAUUGUAAUCAUCAAAGCUAACAAAGUCCAUAGUGUACCUUAAAUAGGUAUGUCUACUGUAGAUGUAUUUAUGAAUCUAUUUUAGUAUAUGGUGGUCUGUCUCUUAGAAACGCACCUCAUGAAAGAUAUGUUUGUAAUAUGUAAUACUUAUCUCAUAGGAGCUAGAAAUUUCCCUGGUAGUAUUCCUGGUUUUAACCUCUGUUUUAAUGAAUUAUUUCUAAGAGCGUACUUAAAUCUUCAUAUAAAGUGGAAAUUCAUUUUGCCAGUUUUGUUGAUGCAUCUUAAUAAUAACAAAGCAUCGAAUAUUCAUAAAACAUUUUUCGUUUUGAAUGAUGCUAUUGUUUGCAUAAAACCAGAUUUAUGAACUUUAUAGUGUUGUCUAGAACUUCAGGAAUUCUGAAAUAUGUCAUAAUAUCUUCAGAUCCAAGAUUUGUUUUUUUCGCCUCUUAAGAGCUGUCCUGGAAAUUCCUUCUUCUCAUUAGUUGGGCGACAUAAUUUGCUGCAUAAACAGUAAUUUUGGUCUUCAUAUAAUAAGAACUGCAAUAGAAAAAAAUUGUCUGGAAGGUGUAAAUCUUACCUUCUGUUCUAAUUAAUAUUUGCAAUACAAAAUAUAAUGAAACUCCAUUUAUGUACACUGUGAAGGAUACAGUCAGAUAAAUGUGAUAUUCCUGUAUUCUGAGCCAUGUUUUGUAAAAACACAAACCCUGAUGCCUCUGUCUUAGCCUAAUAAAGAAAGAAUAAUUAAAAGUCAGUAGUUCUUUUCUAACAUUAAAAUAAUCAGAGAGGAGAAUAUGAAUAACUGAAAUGUAAAAAGAGCUGUGAUUCUGAGUUCAUUGACCCAAAAUAAUGUAUUCACAGUUGCACGCUACUCCUUCCAUUCAUAGCCAGUGUCUUUCAUCACUCGAUCAUUUUCGAGUGGCAAUAUCUCAUUUAUUUUUAUAUUCACUGUUCUCUCAUUUUCAAUAUACAGACUUUCGAGUAGAAACUCGUUUCUACAUUGUGCACAGUCAUGCAUUCUUAUUUUGUUGUCACUUUUAUACAGGAAUUUAAUCCCUGCAUUUUAUAACUUGUUCCAUGUCCAUCUUUCUGAACAGUACAAGAAGGAAACAUGUUGUAUAGUACAUAAAACGUUUAUAACAUAGUUAAAAUUCUUGGUUUAUCUGAUCGUAUUCUUUGUAUUUUCAUGAACAAAACGUAGAUAACAUAUCCAUGGUUGAUCAUUCAUUUUAUAUCUUUUCCUAUUAAUCAUACACAGUCAUACAUUAUUCAGUAUACUGUUAAUGUAUCUAUGAGUACUGAAAGACUGAGAAUAAGUUAGAAAUAGUAGCAGGUAUGGUAUUUGUUGAAAGGUUUAAUGUAACAGUGGGUUCUUGUUGCUGUAAUUCUGGGUACUUUCCUUUAUGACAUCUUGUGGUACUGUAUGGAAAAACAUCGACUGUUAUUAUAUUAAACUUUUACGUGAUUGGUGAAUAGGCAAGGAUUUGGAAAGAGACAGUUGUGUCCUAUAUGGGGAAGCUACCAUAGAAUUUUCUUGAAGAAAGAAAAAUACAAAUAACCUCCAGUAGUCUUGCCGAUUCUGAAUUGGGUAUCUUCUGCUUACUAAAGCGUUACCAUCACACCAACCUACUUUAUAUCUUAUUUAAACCAGUGAUAUUUAAUUACUGCAAAGCUAUCACUCCCAUUUGUGAAAAAGGAGUUCGUUUGUUGUUUUUAUAUUAACAUGAGUGACAUAUGAUUAAUGUACAGCUGUCAAUUCCAUGUAUGAUAAUUGAGUUCAUCUUCUUAUGCGUUCAUUUAAACCAUUGACAUUACUCCUAUAUUACGUACAGCUGUUAUGCAGUGUGUAACAAAGAAAUUCAUUUUCGUGCUUUUAUUUAAAUCAGUGAUAUUUGGUAGAUGUUAAGGUAUCACUCUAAUGUAUGAUCAGGAGUUUCUUUUGUUAUGUUUUAUGUAAACUGGUUACAUUUGAUUAUGUAAAGCCAUCACUGCCAUGUGUGAUAAAGGAGUUCAUUUCUUUUGCAUUUUUAUUUAAUCCAUUGUCAUCUGAUCAUGUCCUUGUAAAGUUAUAAUUCCGAUGUAUAAUGAAAGAGUUCAUUCCUUGUGCUUAUUUUAUUUUAUUUUACUGCAUUUGUAUUUA